Molecule: messenger RNA, 1465 nt
Organism: Malania oleifera
Lineage: Eukaryota; Viridiplantae; Streptophyta; Magnoliopsida; Santalales; Ximeniaceae
Exons: 7
Coding region: 196-1104 (302 amino acids)
Cellular component (GO): mitochondrion
Molecular function (GO): protein-containing complex binding
Source: RefSeq, a predicted model, not a curated record
GUGAGAAUAACAAUGCCAUUCAAAAUUUCAUCCCUAUUCUUUGCUACCACAUUCCAUUUCACACGAGAAAUCCAACGAUUAUUAAAAGCUGGGAGGAGUGUUUUGUAUGGUGAGUAGUUCAGAUUUAAACUGGCAGAAGUAUUGCCCUGUGCCGCAUCCCGACCUCCCUUCUGUGAUUCUUUCUUUGCCGUACAAAUGUCCUCCCUUUCCUCCAUUGCUGCCAUUUCCACGCCGCCGUCUUCUUUCAGAACUGCGUGGUUUCCCUCUCGUUCUCGACCCUCCUUGCGUUUUCCACAGCCUCCUCACAGUCGGUUUGGUGUCAGAUGCAGUUAUACAGAAGCAAAUGUGAAGGGUGACUCUGAAUCUGAUACAAUUGAUGUUGUGGCUAAUGUCAAGGCUGAACGGGUUGUAGUCUUAGGAGGCGGUGGUUUUGUUGGGUCUGCAAUUUGCAGGGCUGCAGUAUCCAAGGGCAUAGAAGUCAUAAGCCUAAGCAGGUCAGGGAGUCCUUCUUAUUCAAGUUCAUGGGUGGAUCAAGUUACUUGGAAAACAGGAGAUGUUUUUUAUGCAAACUGGGAUGAAGUAUUAGUUGGGGCUACUGCUGUAGUUUCGACCAUUGGUGGAUUUGGUAGUGAUGAACAAAUGAAAAGGAUUAAUGGUGAGGCUAAUGUUUUAGCAGUGAAUGCAGCAAAAGAUAAUGGAAUUCCCAAAUUUAUCUUAAUCUCAGUGCAUGACUAUAAUCUACCAUCAUUUUUACUUUCAUCUGGAUACUUCACGGGAAAGAGGAAAGCAGAGUCAGAGGUUCUCUCAAAAUACCCAAACUCUGGUGUUGUUCUAAGACCGGGUUUCAUAUACGGGAAAAGAAGGGUGGAUGGCUUUGAGAUCCCGCUGGAUCUAAUAGGAGAACCGUUGGAGAGAAUUCUGCGUGCUACCGAAAGCUUCACAAAACCUUUAAGUUCUCUUCCAGCAUCUGAUGUACUUUUGGCACCACCUGUUAGUGUUGAUGAUGUUGCCUUUGCAGUGAUUAAUGCAGUGGUGGAUGAUGAUUUCUUUGGAGUUUUCACAAUUGAGCAAAUCAAGGAAGCUGCAGCGAAAGUGAAGGCAUGAGUUUGUCAUGUUGUAUGCGACAUUUUCUCUGUCAAAUCCAAAUCGCAGUAUAGCCUGCUGCUUUGACAACAUGUAUGGGGAUAGUUCAAACUUCAAGUUAUACUAGCACAGGUUUCAGAAGUCUUUUAGCUUUGAUGCAAAACCUUGCGUGCUGGCCCCAAAAUCUGGUUGAACAAAAAACAUGGGAGUAAAAACCACAUCUUUCAUCGCCAAUUUAAAUGUAACAAUCUCAUCUAUUUAUAAGUAAUAUUAAAAGGAGAUUCUCUACCUUUUGUGCUUAUUUUAAAGUUGUAAGAUAAAUUUUAAAUGUAUUUAUUAAAUGUUUUAGUAAAUUGUAAUAUGAAAAAAAAUGAAUGUCUCA